Trichechus manatus latirostris (Florida manatee) is the source of this 1688-nucleotide messenger RNA. RefSeq names its product tafazzin, phospholipid-lysophospholipid transacylase (gene TAFAZZIN). The transcript is spliced from 9 exons. Gene Ontology annotation, cellular component: mitochondrial membrane. The record is from RefSeq and is a predicted model, not a curated record. Bases 200 to 1093 code for a protein of 297 amino acids. Gene Ontology annotation, biological process: inner mitochondrial membrane organization; cardiolipin acyl-chain remodeling. Lineage: Eukaryota; Metazoa; Chordata; Mammalia; Sirenia; Trichechidae. Gene Ontology annotation, molecular function: 1-acylglycerophosphocholine O-acyltransferase activity.
GGUGCUGGCCGGACGCCGGUCACGGCUCGUCUGUGGCCAGAGAGUGUGGGUGGGGGCCGGCUUCGGCCCUGCCUUGCGAAGUGACCUUGGCCGAGUCUCUCUGCGGACGCGGCCGGUGAGGAGCGUGCUCCCGGGGCGUGAGGCUGAGGCGCUGACCCGGUACAAGCGGCCCUGACGCCUCGCGUGGCGGGGAGGGGCGAUGCCCCUACACGUGAAGUGGCCGUUCCCCUCGGCGCCGCCGCUGUCCUGGACCCUGGCCAGCAGCGUCGUCAUGGGCCUGGUGGGCACCUACAGCUGCUUCUGGACCAGUGAGUGGGCCCGCCGCCAAGGGGCCGCCCUCGGCCAGAGUUGGGGGCUGGGGCGGGCGUGCCCGUGGGGCGAGCCCUGGGCCCACCCGCAACCCUCUCCCCCAGAGUACAUGAACCACCUUACCGUCCACAACAAGGAGGUGCUGUACGACCUCAUCGAAAACCGGGGCCCCACCACCCCGCUCAUCACCGUCUCCAACCACCAGUCCUGCAUGGACGACCCUCAUCUCUGGGGGAUCCUGAAACUUCGCCACAUCUGGAACCUGAAGUUGAUGCGUUGGACCCCCGCAGCUGCAGACAUCUGCUUCACCAAGGAGCUGCACUCCCAUUUCUUCAGCUUGGGCAAGUGCGUGCCCGUGUGCCGAGGAGACGGUGUCUAUCAGAAGGGGAUGGACUUCAUCUUGGAGAAGCUCAACCAUGGGGACUGGGUGCACAUCUUUCCUGAAGGGAAAGUGAACAUGAGCUCCGAGUUCCUGCGCUUCAAAUGGGGAAUCGGGCGUCUGAUUGCUGAGUGUCGUCUCAACCCCAUCAUUCUUCCACUGUGGCAUGUCGGGAUGAACGACGUCCUUCCUAACAACCCGCCCUACUUCCCCCGCUUCGGCCAGAAGAUCACCGUACUCAUCGGGAAGCCCUUCAGCGCCCUGCCUGUGCUUGAGCGACUCCGGGCAGAGAACAAGUCAGCCGUGGAGAUGCGCAAAGCCCUGACCGACUUCAUUCAGGAGGAGUUCCAGUGCCUGAAGACCCAGGCCGAGCAGCUCCACAACCAUUUGCAGCCCCUGAGAUAGGGGACAAGGAGCCAGCAGCACCCCAGCCUGGGAGGGGCCCAGGCUGGGAAGGAGGCAGUGCCCCGACCCCAGAGCCAGCCAGUUUGGGCUGUGAGUGCUGCCGUCUGGGUUCUCGCCCUAGGCAGAGCCGGGCUGGGCAGGCUCUGAUGCCCUCAGCUCAGUUGGUCUUUAGGCCAGUCCGUAAGCCUUCAUGGGGCCUCUCUCGGUUGGUGAGCUCUCCGGCCCCUGGUGUUCUUCAGUUCUAGAAGGCCUCAGCUGCUCCACCGGCUUUGUCAAGAAGGGGGGAAGUAGCCUAGGCACUGGCCAGCUUCCUUCUUUGGUUCAGGUGUUCUCUUUGAGGGGCUGGCAUUGGGAGGGCAGGUAGCAGGCGGCCAGCUCAGACCUGCAGGAGGGAGCUCAUGAGGCCCCUUGGCCUGGAUCCUGCCUGCCCGUCCGCCCUUACUGAUCUGGAAACAGCUCACCACCUCCUCAGGGAUGGCCGUGAAACAAGUCUUCCUUUCUCCACCUGAGCGUCACGCACAGGAGCCUCAGACAGAGCCGAAUGGCACCUGCAGUGACGGCCACCUCCACCUCUGUCCUUCUGCCUCCCCCGCAG